This is a messenger RNA of Pecten maximus, 1789 nucleotides long. Its product is annotated as cholecystokinin receptor type A-like. Gene Ontology annotation, cellular component: membrane. Gene Ontology annotation, biological process: neuropeptide signaling pathway. The transcript has a single exon. Bases 460 to 1545 code for a protein of 361 amino acids. The record is from RefSeq and is a predicted model, not a curated record. Gene Ontology annotation, molecular function: neuropeptide receptor activity. NCBI's taxonomy places the organism in Eukaryota, Metazoa, Mollusca, Bivalvia, Pectinida, Pectinidae.
AGUUAAAAUGCAAGGAAUAAAUGAAUACCAAAUGGAAGCAAAUUAUAUUACUUUUUAUUGGUAAAAGAGUAAUACAAAUGUAUGAAAUAGCGGCCAUUAACAUAGAGGUUAAGUUAAUAUUUAUAUUGAUAAAACCUAAAUUUCCAUAGCUAUUCUUAUUUAUCUACAUCAACCAUACUUAAUAUGCUAGAAAACACAACAAAUGUACACCGCUUAAUCCUAACCAACCAGAUCGUUCAGUUUCUAUUCUUUAAGUGGGUCACGGGGAAACCCUCACUUCAUAUACGGUCACAAGAUUAAUAAGUUUAUCUGCAUUUAAGUGGGAGGUGAAGCAUCUUAAAAACAACUGCGAUGUCAUAUCGUUUGUGUCCCUCGUCUCAUCGGUCACAUUAAAGGGUUGUUAGUUAUAUAGAAGACACCGCCAACUGUUUGGAGCGACCCUCUCCAUCGGAUUUUGUUAUGGAUACCCCGACGAUAUCUAAACCGGAGGAUAUACUCGACCAAUGGAACAACCGGGUGGCCAGAGUGUUGCUUCCAAACACCAUCAUGCUCUUUUUGUAUAUUGUGUUUGGUCUUCUUGGCAAUACAGCGGUCAUUUACAUCUAUAAGUUCAGAUUUCGAAAGCCAUCCGGUGAUAGAUUCUUCAUUCCCUAUCUGGCAUUUAUAGACUCCAUGGCUUGUGUUAUUUGUUCUUCCGCUAAUCUUAUCAUUAAUUUUAACCCGGUUAGCUACACAGAUGCGUUACUGUGUAAAGCUUUCUUCAUGUUGAGCCAGUUCGCUGGAUCUUCCUCGGCACUAAUGCUGACAAUUAUUGCCGUACAACGAUUUCAAAGAAUCUGUCAACCUUUUAAACCUAAAAUGACUUUGAGAACUAAAAGAUUAAGUGUAUUGUUUACACUGAUAUCUGUGCUUCUGGCGUCAACUCCAAGUGUGUUCACAACUGGGAUAGCACCAAUAACGGACCCACGUUUAAAUGUAACUGGAUAUGUGUGUGCCUCUGUAGAAGUAAUGGGAUCCCGUUUGUUCCCGUUUGUGUACAAUCUGUUGGUCCUGACGGUCUGUGUUGGUAAUCUUUUAGUAUUGUGUACUCUGUACGUCAUGAUUGGUAAGACCAUAUAUGGGCGUGUCAAAUACAGGAAAGGAGUGAAAGCGACAGCAGUGUGUGAAUCGUCUUCCUCCGACGUUAUUAGUGAGGGUUAUACCAGAAAAUCAUCAACCGUUUCAGAGACGCCUAACUCAGUCACACCAAGUGUGUCUCGCCGAAAGUCUUCUAGGAAGAUGAAGAUGGCAGGCAACAGACUAUCGCUCAUGUUUCUCGUUAUAACUAUGGUGUAUGUUGUGUGCUUUGUCCCUACAUUAACAGCGAUAGUCUGGGACUCUCUGGAUAGAAACGUCUGGCUGACCAAAUCUAACUCGGAGGUCGUCGGCUUCCGUAGUGCGUACUCCUUAUAUAUUAUAAACAACAUUGUGAACCCCAUAAUAUAUGGAUUCUUUGACAAAACAUUUCGUAAGGAAAUGUUCGCAUGGAUGUCUGAAAUUUGUUAAAAUCAUUGCUGUAUUGAAAAAUAGUUCAGAAAAAACUUUAAAAGAGUAACAUAACUUGUUUACAUGCUUAUUUUCUGCCGUUUAUUUUUUUUCAACGUGCUUGCUGUUAUUGUUAAUGCUGUGAUGAUAUUGUUAUCAUGAGAAAUUGCUGGACCAAUUUUAUUGGAGUUCUACGUUUCCAUACCGGGAGACAUUUCACAAGAGCCACUAGUUAAGUUUAAUAGUAAACUAUUAUAUUUAUUUG